GCAAAGCUUCUCGUCGCAUAAGCUCCUCGCAGUCCUAAAGCUAAAGCUAGCAAAUCACAUUGUCACCGUUCUACUCUGACCGAGGCUGAGUCGCCUAACUGCGGUCGCUUCGGACCCGGUAUUGGCUAACCUAGACGACUCUCCAAGGACUUCUGGCGGUGCCCAAACCUAACACUAUACCUGCAGGCUAAACCCUGACAAAUCCGAGUCAGGCUGUGUGGCGCCGAGAGUUCAGCUUUCUUAUAUAGCGUCGCUGUCUCACCCGCCGGUGCGUGCGAGUGUUGGGAAGCUAUCUCUUUCACCCCGAGGCGCAAGCGCACACAUAACCAGGAAAGAAAUAGAGACGGAAAAGACGAGGCGAGAAACACCAUGUCUCGGUACAACCGCGACCAUUCGCCCGACUAUGCCGCCGGCGGCAGCGGCAUACCGCCGCGAGUCCCCAGUCCCGGCCACACGACAUUCAUACCCUCCCCCGCCGUGGACCAGCACGCGCGCCUCGAAUACGCACCUCAAUCCCAGGCGCCCUACUACCCGCCACCGCCCGACCCCAACAACCUGCAGAUCCCCGACAACUCACGUGCGCGGCCAAGAUCCCUCCCGCCACCCGUAGAAUACCGCCGCAGCCGCUCGCGACAAGACCGAGGUCGAGACCAGGACUGGGAUCGGUACGAUGACGAUGACGACAGGGACAGAGACAGGUAUAGGGGCCGAGACAGGAAACACGAUCGCACGCCCGUGGGGAAGGCCAAGCAGUUCAUCGACAGCAACUUCACGGACUCCACGACGGGCCUCGGCGUCGGCGUGCUGGGGGCGUUGGUCGGCGGGCUAGCGGCGCACGAGGCGGCCGAGGCCACGUCCCGCGAUGGCGGCAAGGGCCGCGGUAGCCGGUACCAGACCGAGGCGCAGCGGCGGAACCAGCUGCUGAGCACCGUCGUCGGCGCGGCCGUUGGCGCGCUCGGCGCCAACGCUGUGGAGAAGCGGCUGGAGAACAAUCGGGAGAAGACGCGGGACAAGCAAGACAGGUGGGACCAGAAGUGGGGGGUGACGUCGGGCAGCAGGGGGGAUGUCGUCGAGAGGAGGGAGGUGACCACGAGGCCGAGGAGCGGUGGUGGGAGAAAGGAAUGGGACUGGGACGACGGGCGGCCGGGAAGUAGGGGCGGCCGGGUGAGAGAGGUCGAUCCGGAUGCGCGUAGCUGGCAGAAUGUCGAGGAGUGGGUGUACGACGAGCGAGAUCCGGACAGAAGAAGGCGGAGGAGUGGAGAUGGCUAUCGGUAUUAAGACCACUUUUCACGUCGUUUGGUGCUUAAUGAUGCGGUAUGCCGACUUACGAAGUGUUUCUGGUUGGAGUUGAGUCUAGGAUUUCUUCUUUUGGGUAUAGGCAGUUCAACGGAAUGCCCCGACACGACAUAAUGAUUU
Molecule: messenger RNA, 1416 nt
Organism: Truncatella angustata
Lineage: Eukaryota; Fungi; Ascomycota; Sordariomycetes; Amphisphaeriales; Sporocadaceae
Exons: 1
Coding region: 370-1278 (302 amino acids)
Source: RefSeq, a predicted model, not a curated record